UUUCCUGGUUCUGUCCGUGGUGCUGGAAUAGAGAGCGGGGGGAGGAGGAGGAGGGUAUGGGGGUGAUGUCAUUGACUGCCUUCCUUCUAACCGAAUUCAUUCACCACUAAAUGGUUCCGCUGCUGCUGGAUGUGACUCCGACUGGCGCAGAUUCGGUCCGGGACUGGGCUCAGGUGGUAGCAGGUGGAGUAUUAUGAACUGGCGAAUGUGGGAAGCAGUAGGUUCUGUCCAGAGAGGAGGAGCAGCGAGACACACGCACAGAAGGGAGUUGACGGUGGGUGAAGGAGAAGAGGAGGCACCAUCGAGGAUCUUAUGAUGGCGGCCAAGUCGGACGGGGUCCUUACGAUGAAGAGCGAUGUGGCCUUCACCCCCCUGCAGAACUCGGAGUACCCGGGCUCGGUGCAGGGACUCGACACCAGCGGCCGAAGCCACCCUGCCGGCCCAGGAGACGCGGACUUCGCCAACGGGGAGUCGCACUGCUGCGGCGCAGGGGGUUCCACCUCGACCUGCCUCCGGUUGGGUCUCGCCCCGCAGAGCUACUCGGUGUGGGACUGCUUGUGGAUCGUAGCGGCCGUGCUGGUGUAUGUAGCUGACGUGGGGACGGACGUGUGGCUGUCUGUGGACUACUAUCUCCACCGAAAGUACUGGUGGUUCGGCCUGACCCUAUUCUUCGUUGUGCUCGGUUCCUUUUCGGUACAGCUGUUCAGCUUUCGAUGGUUCGUACACGACUUCGGCACGGACGAAGGGCCUCCGGCUGCCGACUUUCCCAACACGGACGGAAAUAAGCUGCUCAGUGGUUCGGCCUCGCACGGCGAUAUUGCCGCCUCGGAGCAUCCGGCUACACCUCAGAGGCAAGCGUCGACCACCAGCAAGAACACGACCACCAACAGCACCGGCAGCACCGUCAUGGGCGGAAGGGUCCGCAGCCGCUCGGCCCAUUACACCUUCUGCGUAUGGUUCGGUCAGUCCUUGAUACACAUCCUCCAGUUGGGCCAGAUAUGGAGAUAUCUUCACACUAUCUACCUUGGCAUUCGAAGUCGGCAGAGGGGUGAGAUGGAGCGUUGGCGGUAUUACUGGAGGAUGGUCUAUGAGUUUGCUGAUGUGAGCAUGUUGCAUCUGCUGGCCACCUUCUUGGAGAGUGCUCCCCAACUGGUGUUGCAACUUUGCAUCAUCAUUCAGACACAUGAACUCCAGGCUGUGCAAGGCAUGACUGCAGCAGCCUCACUGGUCUCUCUGGCCUGGGCUCUUGCUUCUUACCAGAAAGCUCUGCGAGAGUCUCGCGAUGACAAAAAGUCCAUCAGCUACCUGGCCGUCAUCAUCCAGUUCUGCUGGCACUUCUUCACCAUCGCUGCCAGGGUCAUCACAUUUGCACUGUUUGCAUCUGUGUUUCAACUCUACUUUGGAAUCUUCAUCGUUCUACACUGGUGCUUCAUGACCUUCUGGAUUGUGCACUGUGAGACGGACUUCUGCAUCAGCAAGUGGGAGGAGAUUGUGUUUGACAUGGUGGUGGGCAUCAUUUAUAUUUUUUCCUGGUUUAAUGUCAAGGAGGGACCAACACGAUGUCGGCUCAUCAUCUAUUACCUGGUGAUCCUGUUUGAGAAUUCUGCGCUCAGUACAUUGUGGUAUCUCUACCGGAAAACCGAAAGCACGGACGCCUUUGCAGUGCCGGCUCUCUGUGUCAUAUUUAGCAGUUUUCUCACUGGAGUGGUUUUCUUGCUGAUGUACUAUGCUUUUUUCCAUCCAAAUGGGACUCGCUUUGGACAUUCCCCUAGUGGCCAGGGUCUCAGCCUGGAUCCUACCGCUCAGUUCUCCACACUGCCUUCUGAUGGCGGAACCAACUCGCUUCGCUCUCACCGGGGAGGCACGGCGACCAUUGAGCGGGAAACAGCAAAGUAUUCCGAGCGGGAUAGCUGCAUGCCAGUGUUUCAGGUCCGACCUACAGUGCCGUCCACACCAUCAUCACGAGCUCCACGACUGGAAGAAACUGUUGUCAAAAUCGACCUGUGUAGAAAUCGCUAUCCAGCCUGGGAGCGGCAUGUCCUUGACCGCAGUAUACGGAAGGCCAUUCUGGCCAUAGACUCCUCGCUGACCCCGCCAAGGCUGCAAUAUAAAGAUGACGCACUGGUGCAGGAAAGGUUAGAGUAUGAAACAACGCUAUAAUUGCCUAGAAACUCUAGAGCACAUGGAAUGGAGAGGUGUAAUGGCAGCACAAACUCUGGCAAUAAGAGAUCAGAAGAUCCACUCUCAAGUCACAUCCCUCAAUGAGCAUUGUGAGCUAACCCUAACACGUGUGAGAGUGAUGCACAUUCUGACCAUGAUCAUAUUGCUGAACUGAGCACACUCAUCGGGAAUGCCUUGAGUCCCACAGGUCAUUUGUCAUUUCACUCAAAGGGGCCCUAUUCAGGGGUUUAAAUGGUCUUGGAUCCAUGAAGGUAAAAAUAAUGCACAGCACAAAUCUGCCUUCCUAUCAUCAUUGAACAGCACCAACUCCCCUCCAUUAGACAUUCUCUGUCUUUGACCCUGCAGAGUCUGCGAACAGUUGGGCAAGAGGUUGAGCCCCCUGCCUAGCAAACACCAAUGAGCGACCCAGUUGCUGCUGACCGUUCUUUGACAUUAAUCCAAAGUUGUGUCAUGUAUUUUUCAUGAGUGAUUGCUGUCAUUCAACUUAAAAUCCACAAGAACAAACAUGUGCUCUCACAAAGGAGCUUAUUUUAAUAUCUUCAAUGACAUCCCAAAAUGUUUCAUCCAUGUGGGUCGACGUCUGUCAUGUGUUUGUACAUUUGAUAAGGUGAAGUCUCACUUUUUCUGCUCAUCCUUGUUUUGUAUACACACACCCACACAGAUAGGUAGAAAGAAAGAGAGAGAGAGAGAGAGACAAAGAAUACAUACAAGUCAUAAAAGCUGCAAAUGUAGGAUAGGGUCCCUUUAAAUUCUGUUCAUGAAGUGUUUCAUGAAGUAAAAAGCACAUACACGUGACUCAUUCUGAACUGUUCCUCUGUCGUGACAUCCUGUCCUGGUAGUAAAGAGACGGCAUCCUCAAUUUCAGUACACAGUAGGUGGCGCUCUUGGCUUUAAAGUUAUGUGCAGUUUCAUUGACGUUGUUGUUGUUGCCAAGUGCCGUCUAGUGGGCCCUGAAAAAGCUGCCGGGCAAUUUUGUCUUGCUUGUCGCUAACAUUCUUAGUGCCAAAUAUUGUGAGAUGAAUUCACAGUUCACACAUAGUUUUCAAUAAACUCAAAGUAACUAAAUGGCAACUCAAGAUUUGAGUCUGAAAUGACAAACUAACCUCACUGAAGAAGCUCUCACUGAGUGAUAGCAUGACUGGAUGGCAACGUGUGUCGACGUCAAUCAAUAAUAUAUAUAUAUAUAUAUAUAUAUAUAUAUAU
Molecule: messenger RNA, 3384 nt
Organism: Synchiropus splendidus (mandarinfish)
Lineage: Eukaryota; Metazoa; Chordata; Actinopteri; Syngnathiformes; Callionymidae
Gene: xkr4
Product: XK related 4
Exons: 4
Coding region: 313-2160 (615 amino acids)
Biological process (GO): phosphatidylserine exposure on apoptotic cell surface; apoptotic process involved in development; engulfment of apoptotic cell
Cellular component (GO): plasma membrane
Source: RefSeq, a predicted model, not a curated record